AUGACGGUGAUGUGUCAAGUUGUCAAAACAGAAAAGUGCAUUUCGUUCCCGAAAUUCUCGUCGUUCUAAUCACUAAUCAGGAGAGGAAAGAAAUUUGUGUACACGUAAUGAUGCUCUAAAUUAAUCGGAAAAUUGCCAGACAAGUGGUUGAAUAAUAUAGGUAGGAUGACAAGUGCACGGGAACUGUUUAGUCUACCGGCCGGUCCGGCCGAUUUGUGCUUCGACAAGAACGAGUUCAUGAAGAAAACGUUUUCGGUGGAUGAGUUCCUGCACGAGAAUCGCAAAGCAGGGAGUUUGGAAAUCAUUCGGGAUGAUUUGGGAGUUUAUUUGAAAGUGCUGCGAUCGGCAAUGAUCGAGUUGAUCAACCAGGACUAUGCGGAUUUUGUGGAUCUUUCGGCGAAUUUGAUCGGUUUGGAUCGGAAGAUAAGUGGGAUUGAAACGCCCUUGGGGAAGCUGAAGGAUGAGAUUUUGGCUGUGAAGGAAGCACUGGAGGGAACGAUGCGAGACAUAUCGGACUGUUUGGAGCAGAAGAAAGCCCUUCGAGGGCACAAGAAGAGUUUGCAAAGCUUGGGGAAAGUGCAAGGAGCGCUGGUAAAGCUGGAAAGUUUGCUUAAGCCGGUGGAAGGGAAGGAAAAGGAUGUCAAUCCGACCUUGUUGGAGCGGGCGGCACUCGAGUCGAUCCAGUUGCAGUUUAACAUCAAAUUUUGUAGGGAAUUCUUGAAUGACGAGCAACAGAAGCAAUCGGAACAGAUGAAGGACAGUUUACUGGAUCAGCUGAAGACAUACUUCUUGAGGACAUUGGAGCAGAAGGAUGUGGAAGGGCUGGAAAGAUGCUUGAGGAUUUACUGCACCCUUGAUGAAUGCCGAACGGCGGAGGACGUGUUCAGAGGGGAAAUCGUUUCGCCCUACAUGAGCCGGGCGGUUUCGGAAAGCAGUCUGCAGAAUUCUCCUCAAGGCCUGACCGGCAUUUACAACCAAAUUCUAGAUUUUAUAUCGCUGCACAUGAAAAACUUGCUAACCCUGACCAAGAAGAACGGGAAGGUCAAAGGGUACAACUUCAUUGUGAACAGCUUUUGGACGGAAGUCGAGCGGCGGAUGGAAACGAACAUGUCGUCGAUAUUUGCCCCUGGAAAUCCGGAAGCAUUCUAUCAGAAAUAUAAGUGCACUCUAGAGUUCUUGGAACGGAUUGAGCAAAUUAUCGAGGAUUCGACGGAAAUUGCAGCUUUCAAAGCGCAUUCCCAGUAUAAAAGUUUCCAAGUUCGGUGGAACCUUCCGGUGUACUUUCAAAUCCGUUUCCAAGAGAUUGGAUCAAACUUGGAGAAGGCAUGUAGUCGUGAAUUAGAAGCCAGCAAAUUUGUCGAACAACAAAUUAGUGCAAGUCAGUUCAAUCUGGUGCAAUUCUCCAUUGCCCUAACGUGCAUUUCCAACUGCUGGCAAGAGGGAAUCUAUCUGCCACAGUUAUUCCAUAGAUUUUUCAAACUAACCUUGCAAUUGCUAUCCCGUACUACAAGCUGGGUCGACACGGCCAUCACCUAUAACUUCCCCGUUUCAGCAGAUUCGCAGAUGCCUUCCUUGAAGCUCAAAUUGCUGGCUACUCUCUUCGCAGACAUCAACAACCUCUCGAAAAAGAUUCCCCAAAUAAUAACCCUAGUCGUGGACAAAGCCCCCCAAAGCUUAGCCCUCACCCCACCUCAACUAGACGAAGUAUUUUUCGACAACCGAUCGACCCUUACCACAAAGCUGAACCGGCUGCAGACGUUGAUCGUUCAGGAGCUGGUCCAGGCGAGCAUUCCGCACAUCAAACAGGUCAGCGACAUCCCUCGGCUGUACCGGAAGACGAAUCGGGACGUGCCGAGCAAGUGCUGCCAAUACAUGGAACUGUUGGUGCAACCCAGUCGGGAAUUUCGCGUACGCUACCAGGCUAUGGUCGGUGACGAACGGCUGAAGGAAUUUCUCGCCAAUGUGUUCACCUGUUUGACGUUGAACUACUACCAAGCCGUGGAUGAGGUUCUGACCUCGGUCCAGAAAACGGAGGAAUCCCUACGACGGCUGAAAAACCUGCGGGAUCGUAAUGCAAACUCUGCAACAACGGCUCCAACGAUGACAACGUCCACAGACCGCACCACAAUGUCCGACGAUGACAAAAUUCGCCUCCAACUGCAAGUAGACGUCAUCCAUUACGUGCAGGAGAUCGAAAGCAUCGGCUUGGCCCGAGGGGAAAUAGAAAAACUGGACGAGCUGAUGCAGCUGGUCGAGGAAGCCACCAAAAUCAGGAUAGGAUCGCGAAUGUGAGACACGUCAGGGAGGUUCUUUUGUCCGUUCUAGAGAUGAUUUUGAUCGAUUUUCCAUCUUUGAUUCAUAUGUUGUGUAAUUUUAACGAUAAGUAGUAAAAUCCGAUCGCCAUCGAUUCACCAAUCGAGUUAACUUGAAACGUUCUAAUAUAUACACAAAACACAAUAUUUUAGGCAUUUCCGCGAAAGUUAUAAAUUAUUCGAAGUAAAAUUUGUCAAUCAAAUACGAAAAUAGCAUUACUAGAGACAAAAA
This is a messenger RNA of Aedes aegypti (yellow fever mosquito), 2544 nucleotides long. RefSeq names its product conserved oligomeric Golgi complex subunit 2 (gene Cog2). The transcript has 3 exons. The coding region runs from base 166 to 2292 and encodes 708 amino acids. Gene Ontology annotation, cellular component: COG complex; membrane. Gene Ontology annotation, biological process: intra-Golgi vesicle-mediated transport; Golgi organization; protein transport. The record is from RefSeq and is a predicted model, not a curated record. Lineage: Eukaryota; Metazoa; Arthropoda; Insecta; Diptera; Culicidae.